AUGAUAAAAAGUCUUAGCCUCUUUCAAAUCCUUCUCUUAGUACUUGCUUGGCAAUGCUGUGCAAAGGUUGCUGCCAUUCUCGAUGAUGCCACCGGCGCUUCAAAUCUUGUCGAUGGGAUCGUAUCAAUGGUAAAUCAGAAGCUUCUUCAUCCUGCCGCCGCACCACGGUCUCUAGGUAUUGGAACACUUCCGGACAUCGGCGGCACAGUUAAUGACAUUAAGGCAAAUGCUGAUCUUAAUGGGAAUGGUGGUGCAGUUUUCGAUGUUACAAAAUAUGGCGCUAAAGCUGAUGGAAAGACUGAUGAUGCACAGGCAUUCAUGACAACCUGGAUUGCAGCCUGUCGGAACACAGACGGUCCGGCGAAGUUUUUAAUCCCACAAGGCACAUUUCUGGUUGGUCCGGUGACUUUCGCCGGUCCGUGCAAAAGCUUCCCCAUCACCCUCGAAAAUCAAGGAACUGUAAAGGCCACAACUGAUAUCACUGAAUAUUCUUCUCCAGAAUGGUUCUCCAUUGAAGAUAUUACUGGUUUCAUCCUCACUGGCUCCGGCGUCUUCGAUGGCCAAGGCACUGCUGCUUGGCCCUACAAUGACUGCAAGACAAACAACUUCUGCCAGAAUCUUCCAAUCGAAAAAAAAAAGAACAUUAUAGCCCCAGGAAAUAGCCCCAACACCGAUGGAAUGCACAUUAGCACCUCAAAACUGGUCACCAUUACGAAUAGUGUCAUUGGCACCGGUGAUGACUGUGUCUCCAUUGGCCACAGUACCGAGAAAAUCACCGUCACCGGUGUCACUUGUGGCCCGGGACAUGGUCUCAGCGUUGGCAGCUUGGGCAAGUACUCGAAAGAGAAGAGUGUCUAUGACGUUCUAGUAAAGAACUGCACCAUUUUCAAUGCCACCAAUGGUGCCAGAAUAAAGACAUGGGCUAGCCCCGUGUCGGGGUUAGCCUCAGGAAUAACCUUCGAAGACAUUGUAAUGUACAACGUCAAAAAUCCUAUAAUCAUCGAUCAAACCUAUGGCACGAAGGAGAAGAAGCUGCAACUAAUCCCUCAUGCAGGCUUCGAACUGGAAGAUCAGCGACGUUCACUUCAAGAACAUUCGUGGGACAUCAACAACGAAUGUGGCAGUGUUAUUGGAGUGCAGCGAGUUGCUUCCAUGCGAGGGGGUGGAGCUCAGGGACAUUAA
Molecule: messenger RNA, 1182 nt
Organism: Benincasa hispida (wax gourd)
Lineage: Eukaryota; Viridiplantae; Streptophyta; Magnoliopsida; Cucurbitales; Cucurbitaceae
Source: RefSeq, a predicted model, not a curated record